Molecule: messenger RNA, 3219 nt
Organism: Anopheles cruzii
Lineage: Eukaryota; Metazoa; Arthropoda; Insecta; Diptera; Culicidae
Exons: 5
Coding region: 1-3219 (1072 amino acids)
Biological process (GO): signal transduction
Source: RefSeq, a predicted model, not a curated record
AUGGCCUCUAAGGUGCUGAUCUUCGACGUCGAAAACAAAGAAGAGCUGUACUCCGUGGUGGUUAGCGAGUUGCGACGACACAACAUCAAAUAUCGGAAAGAGAAAACGUCCAAAGCGUCGCAGGAUAAGGUCAAAUGUAGACGCAUAUUCAACGCACCGUUGCACACGCUGGAGCUGACGGACGUGAUACUGGCCAAUGGAGGCAUUGUACAAAUUCCACUCUUCGUGUCCAAUGCGUGCCAGUUCAUACUGGAAAAUGUGUCCACCGAGGGGCUGUUCCGUAAAGCCGGCUCAUCGAAACGGCAGCGAGAUAUCCGGACGAGUUUGGAGUCGGGAAAACCGCUCGGUCGCUCGUAUCACGUCAUCGAUGUCGCUAACCUGCUGAAAACAUUCUUCCGUGAUCUGCCCGAACCGCUGCUACCAUGCGGCAACGUUCAGGAAGCCCUUCUUCGGUGCCUGCUCGGCGAACAGAACGUCCAGAAGCUUUUGAUGACCUGUCUGUUGCUGCCGCCCCUGACCCUAAACACGCUGGCAUUUUUCAUGCAGUUUCUGCACACCGUGUCCCAGCACUCGGGAAGCAACAAAAUGACGGUCAACAAUCUGUCGAUCAUCAUCACCCCCAAUCUGAUGCCGUUUGUCGAGGACCAGAAACGGAUGGCGAGCAACCAGCAAGUGGUACAGUUGCUGAUCGAACAUUCGCAGCAAAUAGGACUCGUUCCGGACACGAUUUUACGCCAGCUGAAGGACGAAUCCGUGAGCCACGGUGCCAUUAACGCGAGCGUGAACGAUCGGAAGAAGAAAAAACGGCGCAGUGGCUCUUUGACGCGCAUGUUCAACGGAUUCCGAAAGAUCGUCGGCGCCAUCGGUUCGUCGGAGAACCUGGACAAAACGGAUGAGUUGGAGGAGCAGGAUCCAACGUUGCCCGCCGUACCGAGCACACCGUGUCUCAGCAAGUCCGCCAAGAAGCGAAAAGUAACGGAUGGAAUGCCGUUCAGUGUGAAGAAGAAAAAAGAAGUGACUUCCUUUCUGCCAGACAACCAGGAACUACUGCCCUGCACCCCGACGGUGGUGAUCAAAGAGGUCAAGAAGAGCCGCCUUAGCCUAGGUGGAGGUAAAAAACCGGUCAAAAUAGUCCAACGUUUGCUACCGUCGGGCUCGGUACCGUCGAUUGCGGAGAACAAACCGAUGGAAAGGCGCUGGAGUGUGGUCGGUGCGCCGUGGGGUCGCAAGAAACAAAGUCGCAACAAGCACACAGCCAAGGACGCAACGGAUCUGUCGGGAGCGAAAACGGAGGACGAGUUUGAGGUGGAGGAAGUGGCCAAAAGGACGCUACUACACGGUGUUGGCCGCAUGUCGCCCGUCAUGUCUAUGCCGUGCCUCGCCAGUGCCGAAGGUUUGUUCGAUAUUGGCGCAUCGUCUCGAGCCAGAAACCAAGUGCCAGAGGCCCCCGACGAAACCGAUGGCGGCGAGGAAGAUUUCGUCAACUUCCAGCGAAGUGAAUACGAAGCGAUCAAAAAGCGCAUGACCGUCAUCGAGACCACCAUUUCGCAGGAGUUCCGGCACCUAGGCCAGCGGGAGGAGGUGCUGCUGGAGGAUGUGGAGGAUAAGUAUCGGCAGACGCUCGAGCACACGGAACCCAUUGAAGCAGUCUGCUCGUCGACCGAUCAGUUGGCGAAGCGCUUGAGCCGGGAGUUGAAGAUACGGCAGAGUGGCGAACACAAGAUGAUUCGUUCACCGAGCGCUCGAAAGAUUGGCACGAUCCGUCGUCGCAGCCGUGAAGCGGUCCGACUGUCACGCAACCAGUCGUGGCACAUUGGCAGCGGUUCGACCCGCGAUGGUGCUGCCGUCGAUCUGUCGUUCUAUCCGAAGCCGGCAGUACUGAAACGAGGUCGCCCCAAUACGGUGCAGAGUGGCUUGAAGGCCCCCGGUGAAAGCGAAGCUUCCCCAGAGAAGCUGGCGAAGCAUUCCGGCCAAAAGCUGGCUGUCACGCCGUCGCCGAGUGUGAACAUGACCAACUUCACCGACGAGGAAAAGGAGGAACGGUGGGUGAAUGCGGAGAGUUACUUUGAAACGCACAAUGUGACCGUGGACAGUGCGUCAACGAUGGACUCGAUGGGCGAGUUCCUGACACCGGCCAAAGUGCUGCAGGAGGACAGUUUCCAAACGCCCGACAAACACCCGCGAACGUCGUCCUUGCGGUCGGCUUCAAAGAUUUGCCCACCUUCGUUUGUGACGAAAAUCGAACUUAACACCUUGGCCAGCACCAAAACGCCCAUGCUGCCCCCACCGACCGUUCCGCCUCGAUCGGGGAAAACUCCCGCCCACCGCACACCGAGGCUUCCGCCGAGAACGCCCACCAGUGGGACUGCGGCAGGACUGGCAAGUGUUAUGCUCAAGUCCCACAUCACCCCGCUGCAGCAGGAGGCUCAAAGUGGCCGGGCAUCGAUCGCGCGAAUUCGAAGCCAAAACGCGGGCAUGGUGAUGGCGAAAGCGAAGCUGUUCGAUGGUUUAGUCACGAACGCGGACAGCGGACCGCUUUGUUCAAAGCGCACCGCACCGUACGUGAACAGCGGUGCCAAUCGUCGGCAGAGCGCGAAAUUCCGGUCGGCGACCGUGGCCGUAGCCUUGGAAGCGACACCGGACCGAGCGGAAUCGCACCCCCAGCUGCGGCAGAUACAGAAGCUGCGUUCCUCAUCGGCACACGGCACCAACCAGCGAAGUCCCCGCAAAGGGACCCCUCGGAAACGAGCGUUCACCAAAUCGGCCCACCACAGUGGUGCCAUCAAUCGGCGCGAAAAGCUUCGACAGAUUUCGAAGGGACAAGCGGGGGGGCCGGCGAACGCGUCAGUCGGAAGCGGAAUCUCGUCGAAGGUACUCAACUCGCCACGUCUGAUGCGCCAGUUACAGGAGAACGUUCAGGAGCAUUUCUGGCCGAGCGACGGUGGCUCGUAUGCGGAUGUUUGUAUCUCACCGAACGUGACGCUGGGUAAAGCAGGAGGCAGUGCCUCGACGACGCCCCACAUACGCCACCGGUUGCUGCGGAACUCACCGAGACGUAUUUUGGCGGCCACACCGUGCCGUGAAAACCGGAUGCUUCACCAUGCUGGUGACCGCACACGCACACCCAUGAAGGCCCUCCGAUGCUCGCCGAGUGCCGGUUCUGUUCCGUUCUCCACCGUGCCAUCUAGGGCCAGUACUGGUCCACUCCGGCGGAUGUAA